UGUUUCGUGAAUUCAAAUUAAUCACUUUACAUAACGUAACGUAACAUAACGGUGUAAACGUAUUCAUAUAUUUUGAGCAUACAGAUGAGGAAAGUUAAACAUUUAAACAAUGGAUUACAACGUUAUAAUUAUAACGUUGUUAAUUUCUGGUGUACAAAGCUCUCUGCGGUUUUCCAAUUCUUACAGCGAUCAUAUGGUUUUACAACGAGCCCCGGAACGCGCUAUAUUAUGGGGAUAUGCUGACGUCAUCGAUGACGUUGUUUCUGUCUGGAUGGAUGGCUUUCUUGUAGCAGAAACAAAUGUCUACAAUGAGACAUCGGAUGAUUCCACUGGAAUAUGGACAGUCAAACUUCCAGCAGAAAACGAUCCUGGUCCGCACGAAAUUCUCGUGAAUUCAAGUGAAGGCAAUGUCCAUCUUUAUGACGUGUUAUUUGGAGAUGUUUGGUUAUGUUCAGGACAAAGCAACAUGCAAUUUUCAAUGAGUAUGGUAAAUAAUAGUGAAUAUGAAAUCACCCAUUCAUUACAAUACAAAAAUAUACGAAUGUUAACAACUAAACAAGUUCCCAGUUCUUCAGCCAGAGAAGAUGUUGAGGUUCUUCAUCCGUGGAUAUAUCCAAUUAAAGGUAUAAUUGACGAUUUCUCGGCACUUUGUUUCAUGUUUGCACGUGACCUGCAAGACCAUAUUGAUUAUCCAAUAGGAUUAAUUGAUUCAAGCUGGGGAGGAACACCAAUUGAAGCUUGGAGUUCGAAUUCAGCUAUAGAAAAGUGUCCAGCUAAAAUUAAGCACCCACGCUGGAGACGACAAAGUCUAUUGUGGAAUUCAAUGAUUUAUCCCUACACGUUAAUGACAAUAAAAGGCGCUAUUUGGUACCAAGGCGAAGGAAACCGAAACAAUGCUGGGGUGUAUGCCUGUCAGUUCCGUGCAAUGAUAAACGACUGGAGAAAACAUUUUAACAAAAGAUCUGAUGGUGAAACAAGUGUAAAUUUCCCCUUUGGUUUUGUACAGUUAGCCCCGUUCCGGAAAAGCAACACUAUUGGAGGAUUUCCGAAGAUAAGAUGGGCGCAGACGACAAAUAUUGGCUACGUGCCAAAUCGAAAUAUGCCAAAUACUUUCAUGGCUGUGGCUAUAGAUCUUCCGGAUUUCUGGUCACCAUCGGGAUCAAUUCACCCUAGACAUAAACAAGAUAUAGCCGCUCGUCUUGUAUUAGGUGCUAAACAUUUGAUUUAUGGUGACGAGGUCGUGUAUCAAGGUCCAUUUCCAACGGGAUACAGGAUUAGUCCGCAUCGUCAAACUAUGCUCAUCACAUUAAAUAAUGACAAAAAAUCACUACAAGUGAACCAUAAAGAUGGAUUCGAGAUUUGUUGUGCUAGCGCGGCUGUAGAUUGUCUUGAAGAAAGUCCCUGGUACACAGUAGAUAUCGUACGUUAUAGAAAGUCCACAGUGGAAAUUGAUAUAGGUGACUGUUAUAUACAGCACGUCCUAGGUGUCAGGUAUUUAUGGCGCGAAAGUCCGUGUGCCUUCAAACAUUGUGCUUUAUAUGAUAGUCAGACACAAUUACCCGUCCCGCCUUUCAGGAAAAUAUUUGGUAUGGACGAAACAUCUGUGAUGAAAUAACUGUGAUUUUAUUUAUUUAUUUAUUUAUUUCCAUACAAUUGUAUUAUAUUCACAAUCACUAUAUCAUUUUUCUACAAUUAUAUGGAAAAUCGUGUGGAUUUAUUGUUAAAGAAGUUUUGCUUAUUUUUCCUUUCUUAAAAGUUGCAAGACUCGUUCCAUUUGCAUCACGACUCAUGUGCACUUCACAUAAUGUAUAGCACAAAAGGAAAAUAUAUUUUUCUGUACAAUUCUUCUUUUCAUAUGAGUAUUUACAUAACUGAUAUUUAAAUACAAUUUCUAUACAAUUACUUUUUAGAAAGAUUGUUAAAGUGACAUUAUGCUCAUUUUUGAUUGUCAAGUUUAGCUAAAUUGACUAAACAUGUAUAUUUUUAAAAAUAGGCUGUUAUGAUGGUUGCUAUCUGUUUGCCCUACUUGGGUGUGUCUGGGGCUGCGUCCUGUGAACGUUGCCUUUGCCUUGUUGAUCUUUAUUCUUGUCUUUGAUAGACCAACAGGUGAUAUUGAUAAAGUAUUAAUCUACCUUAAUAUAAAAAGAUUGCGUCAUUCUUUUAGAAUUAAACAUCAAAGGUAAAUUCUGAUGGAUAAUUACAGAAUUUCUCUUGGCCAUAUGAUGUAUUUAUCGUUCAUACUGAAGUAAAUUAUAUCAUUUAUAAAAAUUAUGGCAAAAUGUUAUCUUAUUUUGACUUUCACCUGUUCACUAAAUAUAUUACCUUAGAUGGGCAUAAUCCCUUGCA
Molecule: messenger RNA, 2346 nt
Organism: Ruditapes philippinarum (Manila clam)
Lineage: Eukaryota; Metazoa; Mollusca; Bivalvia; Venerida; Veneridae
Product: sialate O-acetylesterase-like
Exons: 11
Coding region: 110-1615 (501 amino acids)
Biological process (GO): carbohydrate metabolic process
Molecular function (GO): sialate O-acetylesterase activity
Source: RefSeq, a predicted model, not a curated record